AUGGAGGGCUCGUGCCCAUUUGAUUUUCCUGCGGAGGCUACGCCUAAGGUCGCUACCGACAUUAAGGAGGAGGCUACGGUUGAGAUUGAGGCCUGCAGUUCAACCGAGAUGUUUCAUUGGCUUUACCGAGGGUUGAGAAGUACACAGGGCGACGGGAGAUUGAUGGUUGAGGCGAUUAGUGAGGGGAGGCCCGGUCGAGCCAAAUGGGGAGGAAGGCGGCUUCAGAGACCCCCGGCUAGUCCUACCGUCGGAAAGGCAAGCUGCAGAUGGCUAGGGAAGAGGCUGGGCGGGACCGGCUUCGUCGAGUCAAAAUCAUCUUCACUAGAGCAAGAUUCGGCUUCCACAUCCGCAAGUGGAGGGUAG
Messenger RNA from Dovyalis caffra, 363 nucleotides. The record is from the annotation of a GenBank genome assembly. NCBI's taxonomy places the organism in Eukaryota, Viridiplantae, Streptophyta, Magnoliopsida, Malpighiales, Salicaceae.